AUUCCACCAAUACCAUGAAUAAGGAUUCCAUCAAUACCAUGAAUAAGGAUUCCAUCAAUACCAACAAUAAGGAUUCCAUCAAUACCAUGAAUAAGGAUUCCAUCAAUACCAUGAAUAAGGAUUCCAUCAAUACCAUGAAUAAGGAUUCCAUCAAUACCAACAAUAAGGAUUCCACCAAUACCAUGAAUAAGGAUUCCAUCAAUACCAUCAACAAGGAUUCCAUCAAUACCAUGAAUAAGGAUUCCAUCAAUACCAUGAAUAAGGAUUCCAUCAAUAUCAUGAAUAAGGAUUCCAUCAAUACCAUGAAUAAGGAUUCCAUCAAUACCAUGAAUAAGGAUUCCAUCAAUACCAUGAAUAAGGAUUCCAUCAAUACCAUGAAUAAGGAUUCCAUCAAUACCAUGAAUAAGGAUUCCAUCAAUACCAUGAAUAAGGAUUCCAUCAAUACCAUGAAUAAGGAUUCCAUCAAUACCAUGAAUAAGGAUUCCAUCAAUACCAUGAAUAAGGAUUCCAUCAAUAAUAUGAAUAAGGAUUCCAUCAAUACUAUCAAUAAGGAUUCCAUCAAUACCAUCAAUAAGGAUUCACUCAUCAAGCAUAAUUCCAUCCAUAGUAAUUUCUGCUAAAAUUGUUU
This is a messenger RNA of Owenia fusiformis, 628 nucleotides long. The record is from the annotation of a GenBank genome assembly. Lineage: Eukaryota; Metazoa; Annelida; Polychaeta; Sabellida; Oweniidae.